Penaeus monodon (black tiger shrimp) is the source of this 1078-nucleotide messenger RNA. RefSeq lists its product as uncharacterized. The record is from RefSeq and is a predicted model, not a curated record. Lineage: Eukaryota; Metazoa; Arthropoda; Malacostraca; Decapoda; Penaeidae. The coding region runs from base 84 to 896 and encodes 270 amino acids. The transcript has 7 exons.
AUAUACUGUACGGGAGGUAUCGAUGUUCAACUCUUGGGCAAUAAGGGCGAAGAAAGGUGACCGGAGAGCAGAAAACCACCCUUAUGGCUUCGAGAAGACGAUUCCGCCGAAACGCUCUUGUGGUUUUCUUUCUUUGUUGUUCCUUCUUCGUCCUCAUGAACAACGGAAGAAUGACAUCCUUCGGCCAGAACUGCUACAUACCUGCGCUCGCGUCUGCUUUCGAGUAUAUGGAGUACAUUAAUUACAAGCAAACUGUUUGUAAUAACUGGGUCCAGCUCGGAGGAUGGCUGGACGCCCCCGACGACGGCAAGAAGUUCCUGUGCCUCGACGAGAGGUUCCGCCUCGACCGCAAUGACUGCGUCGUCCUCUCCUUCGGCGUCAACAACGAGUGGUCCUUCGAGGAUGACGCCGAGAGGCUGGGCUGCAAGGUCUACGCCUUCGACCCCUCCAUGGGCGCGCGGGAUCACCAGAGAUCACACAGCAUCCGCUUCUUCAGCCUCGGCAUCUCUGACUACCAGGGGGACUUGUAUCUCGGUCAGCUGAAGGACGUCAGAGCAAAGCGAGGGAAGUCGUUCCCGGUCGACCGCUACGAGAACAUCGUCCGGCGUCUGGGACUCGAAGGCCGCGUCAUCGACUACGUCAAGAUGGACAUCGAACUCGCCGAGCUGGACGUCCUGCGCGACCUGCUGGACAACUCGCCGCACCUCCUCAGGAACAUCAACCAGAUCGCCGUCGAAAUCCACCACGACCUGAUGGAAGGCAGGAUGCGAGCGGGCAGCAACGUGCAGGAUUUCUGGACGCUUUUCCACCGCCUCGAAUGCGCUGGCUUCCGGAUCCUCUAUUCGCACACGGCUUCCAUAUGGCAGGAGAUGGUGUGGUCCAGGGAAAUACAUUGAUCAGACCCUUCGUUUGUUGCACUGUAUUGAUUUUCGUUCAGGCGACGAUCUGUUUUUGGAGUCUCGUAGCACUGUCUAAUACUAUAAGAUUUGUGUGUGUGUUUUUGUACAAUUGAUGAUGUUUCUGUUAUAUAUGGUUUAUUCUUCGUAUUUUCUUUGAUAUAUAUUUUUUUUUUGUAUUU